Molecule: messenger RNA, 758 nt
Organism: Falco peregrinus (peregrine falcon)
Lineage: Eukaryota; Metazoa; Chordata; Aves; Falconiformes; Falconidae
Gene: STRIT1
Product: small transmembrane regulator of ion transport 1
Exons: 3
Coding region: 199-306 (35 amino acids)
Biological process (GO): regulation of slow-twitch skeletal muscle fiber contraction; regulation of ATPase-coupled calcium transmembrane transporter activity
Source: RefSeq, a predicted model, not a curated record
AAUAGGAAGUGGUAACCUUGAAUCCCAUAACUCCUGCCUUUUUAGACAAUUGAAUGCAUAUAGGCCAAAACUGGCAUCAGUGAGCAAGGCAGCUGCAGCACAUUCCAAAUAUUGCUCUAUUUAAAGCAUCCUAAGGCUCACAAGAACAACUGCAGAGGCAAACCUUAAAACUUGCCAAUAAAACUAGCAGAGAGGGGAAUGGCAGAACCAGCCCAAGUCCCACUUUCACAUCUUGUUGUACCUAUACUCCUUGCCGUUGGCUGGAUAGUGGGUUGUGCACUGAUGGUUUACAUUGUCUUCUCUUGAUGGAAGACAGAAGAAUUUACAAUGAUGUUUAUUAGAAGAAUCUGGAAGCUAAAUUGAAAUUUCUAUUGACUAAAAUUUGUAUAAAAUGAGUUAUUUAUAAUAUCAACACUGUAAACAUGGUGUAUGCUUUUUAUCCACAACAAAAGUUUUAUGUGCUAAUUAGAGCAUUAAGAAGAAUCAUCAAACCAGUUUACCAGUUUUAAAAUGGUUUGUAAUUGACAGAGUAGUUUUUGGGAGUCCAGUGGUAGGUCCGAUACCUGCCUGUUCUGCAGCCUGUUCUUCUGUUGUUGCCACCUUGAAUUUAAGCAGUAUUGGAAACAGUAUUCCCCGAGUUAGUGAUGCAAUGGUGGGCAAAAAAGAGAGUUAAGCUCAUUUGUGAGGUGUGCUGAGCUGGGGGAGAAGUAUCUCAAUGUAUUUGGGAACAUUUUAAAGUGAGUUAAGACUUUUUUUUU